CGCGGUUCUCUAUUCAACUAUGUCCGCGAAUCGGAGUAGAAAUUUGAAUCUCCCGCGAAUCGACAUCGAAACGGCUUCCGAUCCAGCCCAGCAGCAAUCGGAAGAUAUCAGACAUUUGCUGCAAAGCCCCCGAUCCGGACAGCUCAGCCCACUGGCCUACAGCCCCGAAUCCAGCGGUGGGAAAGGGACAAACACACCAGGCCGCUCGCCUACCAAGAGACCCCGAGGCUACCGGCCGAGUGUCUUCGCCCACCGCGUCCACCGCCGGGCUGUGUUCAAAAAUGGCUCCUGCAACAUAGCUCUCCUAGCGGGCUCCAACCGGCGACUGCGCUUCCUGGUCGACCUAUUCACGACCCUAGUCGACGCCCGAUGGCGCUACACGUUGAUGGUGUUCGCGCUGGGGUUCGUGUGCUCGUGGUUAUUCUUCGCCCUACUCUACUGGUUCAUCUGCCUGAUUCACGGUGAUCUGGACGAAGAAAAUCUCCCACACAACCAGGAAUCAACCGGGUGGAUCCCCUGCAUCAGCAACAUCUACACGUACACGUCCUGCUUUCUGUUCUCGCUGGAAACCCAGCACACCAUUGGCUACGGCAAUCGAGCCACCACCGAGGAAUGCCCGGAAGCAAUCUUUGUCAUGAGCAUGCAAUCCAUCCACGGAGUCAUGAUCCAAGCCCUUCUGGCCGGCAUCAUCUUCGCCAAGAUGACUCGCCCCAAGAGUCGUUCGCAAACCCUGCUCUUCUCCAAGUGUGCUGUCAUAUCGAUGCGCGAUGGAGAUCUCUGCCUGAUGUUCCGCGUUGGAGACCUACGCAAGAGUCACAUCAUCGGAGCCAAUAUCCGGGCACAGUUGAUCCGGGGUCGAACCAGUUGCGAAGGUGAAAGUAUGCCACAAUAUCAAAGCGAACUGGAACUGUCCGUCGACGGAUGUGGUUCGGAUUUGUUCUUCAUCUGGCCACAGGUCGUGGUGCACCGGAUAAACGCCGAAUCACCCCUCUGGAACCUGAGUCCGCACGAGCUGCUGCACGAGAGGUUCGAAAUCGUGGUCGUCCUGGAGGGAACCAUCGAAUCUACCGGCCAGAGCACCCAAGCCAGGUCCAGCUAUUUGAACACGGAAAUCUUGUGGGGUCGGCGAUUUGAACCGGUCCUGUUCUUCAGCAAAGAAAAGCAGAGCUACGUAACCAACAUUUCCCAAUUCAACCAAACCACCCCGAGCGAUGCGCCCAACUGCUCAGCGAAGGAAUAUUCCGAUGGAACCAAUUAUAACAGCAACGAAAAUCUCCUCGACAAACGCCCUUUCGAAUUUGGUAGUCUGGUGGAUAGGCUGGAGCGCUAUCACGUCGAGAAUGAGCAAAGUCAACAGCAGCCAACGAAGCCAUCAACAGCGAUCAAAGAUGCCGGCAAAAAUGGCCCAUCGAGCAACAACAACAAUCAAAUUGUGCAAUUUAGCGAUGAAAGCACAGUGCUGUGAGGUGAGAAGCGGAAACUCACCACAUUGCUCAUGGCAUGCGCCCCUUUGUGCAGGUGUAGCAGAUCGUGCAUGCGAAGCGGGAUGUAUAAGUGUAGGAGGACGACUGCAGUCG
Molecule: messenger RNA, 1577 nt
Organism: Ochlerotatus camptorhynchus
Lineage: Eukaryota; Metazoa; Arthropoda; Insecta; Diptera; Culicidae
Product: ATP-sensitive inward rectifier potassium channel 11-like
Exons: 3
Coding region: 20-1465 (481 amino acids)
Biological process (GO): regulation of monoatomic ion transmembrane transport; potassium ion import across plasma membrane
Cellular component (GO): plasma membrane
Molecular function (GO): inward rectifier potassium channel activity
Source: RefSeq, a predicted model, not a curated record